UAUCAUCAGUCAUUACAGCAACUAUAUGGAGGCUUGGGCUUCAGCUAUGGAGGCUUUGUUGGCCUGGGCCAUGACCAUGACUGUGGACAUGGAAGCUUCCAAAGACUGGGUCAUGGCUGUGGCUUCAGAGGCUAUGGAUAUGGCUCUGGUUAUGGAAGCUACAGUUACAGCUGCUGUCACCGUCCAUCGUGCUACGGAGGAUAUGGAUUCCUUAGUUUUUACUAA
This is a messenger RNA of Orcinus orca (killer whale), 225 nucleotides long. RefSeq names its product keratin-associated protein 19-5-like. NCBI's taxonomy places the organism in Eukaryota, Metazoa, Chordata, Mammalia, Artiodactyla, Delphinidae. The annotation marks the transcript as partial. The transcript has a single exon. The record is from RefSeq and is a predicted model, not a curated record.